CCUUGCUAUUGCUGCUGGGGGGCAGAGGAUCGUUCAGCUCACAUGACUGGGUUGUGACUGAGUUGGGUCUUGUGUGGAUCUGUGGUGAUGAGUAAGAGGGGAGAGGCUACUCGGUACUCUCUUUGUGCUGAGACAUUCCCUGGGUCAUCCUCUCUUCCAGCUUCUCUUUUCCAGGAGGAAAGUCUCUGGGCCAGGAUUUGGAGACCCUAGCUAGCUACCUCUUCUGGACCUCAGACAUCGGGACCUGGAAUGAGAAGAGGAUUCCACACUAGUAUAUACAGGGUGGAUGUCGGAUGGAGAUUUGAACCCAUAGAUCUGUAACUUUUGUGUCUGGAAACUAGUUGAAAAUGACCUGUUCACUCUUGACUCUCUUUUAGAAUGGUUUCUGUCUGAACGAGAUAUUUGUCUUGAAACUAAUUUGGUCAGUGUGGAGGCAGGGUAUUAACAGAGCGAGAAUCGUGGGUGUUCAACAGCUCUGUGAGUGCUUGACAAACUUUUUCUCUUUGCUCCUGUGGAUAUUGUUUUGGAAUCAAACUCUGAGGGUGUGACCAAGGUUCCAAGCCCUCAUUCUACACCACUGGGUCACCUAUCCUCAGCAGCCACAACAGGGAACUGGUAGACAGAAAGAGGUGGAUAUAGUGUGACCAACUACACCGGUGGAGAGGACAUUUUUUUUUCCUUCUUACCUGUCCUAUACCUGGAUAGGACUUGAAAAACGAGAUGGGGGCUGCCUUCAAGAGGUUCUGUGCUCGGUUCUGUUGCUGCUGCUGCUAUAGCGAUGAUGAAAGUGAGGAGGAGAAGCAGCCUUUAAUCAGUCCUGACACUUUGGAGUACUUUGACCGCGAGGCGAAGAAGCGAAGGGAACAGGAACAGAACCUAUGGAGUGAGCCAGGCGACCCGAGCCACUCGGAGAGAGACGAUGACCGGAUCCUGUACAACCUCAUCCAGAACAGGAACCAGACCCGCAGGGGCUCGCUGGCGCACCGGCGUCUGAGUGUGGACAUUGAGGGUAUGAGAGAUCUGCGUCGGGAGGUCAGGGACAAGUGGAAGAUGAUCCUGGAGAAUUUAGGGUUCAUGGCGGAGGCGGAGUCUCUGCUGACGGUGUCUGCCAGUGCGUCGUAUGACCGUAUGAAGAACGCCUCGGCGUCACGCACACUACUGCACACGCUCCACUCUGAGACGUCUAUCUUCUACACCCGGGAGGCCCCACCUGAGAGAUACCUCUUCAUCCUGGAUCGUCUCAUAUACCUGGAUGCUGCUGAGGACUUCUUGGCGAAGGCUAGACGCUUCUACCCCAAGCGUGAUACUGAUGAUGAAGAUGAGGACAACCCAUUAGCCGUCAACCUGCCGUUGCUACUGGCCAGAGUGAACCGCACCAUGAACGGAGAAGGGGGCGAUGAUGAGGACGAGAGGCUGGAUGAGGAAGAUGGGAGUGGAAGAGAGGACAACUUCUAGACCGAACAGGAGCUGCAAUGACCUCAAACAGUAGACAGGGGGCAGUAGUUAGUUUAUGUUGCAGAGUUGGGAGUAUACAGUACUAGGAUGUCUGAUUCUGAAAAUACUCUCCCAAUUUGCACUAACACUAGGGGCUCUAUUCAAUCUGUGUUGCUGAAGUGUUACAAAUUGUGCAAUAGAAAUGUAAAGGUCAUUUUUGAUUGAACAGACAUAUGCAGUGUUUACCGUGAAAGCAGUCUCUGCUAACACGGGAACWUUGCCUUUACAUUUCAAUCACUCUGUAACGCUGCACUUCUGCGAUUCAAAUUUAGGAGAGCCCGAGGUUUGAACAAAAAUAUACAGCUUUCCUUUCUCCUCAUCAGAACCGUGAUCCAAUAUGGUUCUGUUUUUCUUAUUUUUCUGUUUAGGCAUACUUAGCUGGGUCUCAGGUAUAUUAGGGAGAGUUUUGGAAGUUAUCACCCUGCCAUUUUUUUAAUCAAUCAGACAGUGUUAGUUACCCAACUCCUUGGGUCUGUUCAUUAUUGGUCUCCACCAGGGAACACAGUGGACACAGUUAACACAGCACUGAACCCCGUAGGGCACAGCUGUCCUGUUCCACAUCAGCACUUUGUCUCAUGAUUAUCAGUACUUGUUUUAUCUAGUCACAAGACAAUAUUUUAAAACCAGUAAUUAAGAUUACCUUGUAAUAAAUGUGUAGUAAACAAAUUCAAAUAUUUUUGAGUUGUCAAUUUCCUUACGGACCAUGCUUAUCAAGAGGCACUAGUGUGUUUUUGUUCAUGAAGUUUACAGAGAUGAGUUUAGUAACAAAAUGACUCAACUUUGAAUGAGUGUGUGGGUCUGUAUGAACAGUGGAGGUUGCGGUAUGUGGGUAUCUAAUGGUCACUUUAAGUACAUGUCAAGAUUGUGAGAGCAUUUGGGAUGUUUGGUGAGUUGAAGGGGAUGCAGCAUGUGUCUUAUGUUCUAUUGUAAAGUUGAUAUGGGAAAUAAAGUGGCAACCUGAUACUGCA
Messenger RNA from Salvelinus sp. IW2-2015, 2462 nucleotides. Its product is annotated as melanoregulin. Gene Ontology annotation, cellular component: melanosome. NCBI's taxonomy places the organism in Eukaryota, Metazoa, Chordata, Actinopteri, Salmoniformes, Salmonidae. The record is from RefSeq and is a predicted model, not a curated record. Gene Ontology annotation, biological process: melanosome transport.